Arabis nemorensis is the source of this 2094-nucleotide messenger RNA. NCBI's taxonomy places the organism in Eukaryota, Viridiplantae, Streptophyta, Magnoliopsida, Brassicales, Brassicaceae. The record is from the annotation of a GenBank genome assembly.
AUGGAGUUUUGCCCACCAAACAAACACACCACAACCGUAACCGCAAUCGCGACUAGUGACCAGCUUAACUGGAAUGUAGCGGCAGAGGCUUUGAAAGGGAGCCACCUAGAGGAGGUGAAGAAGAUGGUGAAGGAUUAUAGUAAAGGAACGGUGUGGCUCGGUGGAGAGACGCUGACUAUUGGUCAAGUUACGGCGGUGGCGAGAGGAGGAACGACGGUGGAGCUUAGGGAGGAGGCUCGAGCCGGUGUGAACGCGAGUAGUGAAUGGGUGAUGGAGAGCAUGAACCGUGGUACGGACACUUAUGGGAUCACCACUGGAUUUGGUUCUUCCUCUCGUAGGAGGACCAAUCAAGGUACUGCUCUUCAAAAAGAGCUUAUUAGGUACUUGAACGCCGGAAUAUUCGCUACCGACGACCGAGAUGACGACACGUCAAACACGCUUCCCCGGCCGGCUACAAGAGCGGCGAUGCUUAUCCGUGUCAACACACUCCUCCAAGGCUACUCCGGUAUACGAUUCGAAAUUCUUGAAGCCAUCACAAAAUUCCUCAACCACAACAUCACACCGCGCCUCCCACUCCGCGGCACCAUCACCGCCUCCGGCGACCUCGUUCCCUUAUCCUACAUCGCCGGAUUCCUAACCGGCCGACCCAACUCCCGAUCCGUGGGACCCUCCGGCGAGAUCCUCACUGCCUCGGAGGCAUUUAAGCUCGCGGGAGUAUCGACCUUUUUCGAGCUCCGCCCUAAGGAAGGGCUUGCGCUCGUUAAUGGGACUGCGGUGGGGUCUGCCUUGGCCUCAACGGUACUGUACGAGGCCAACAUUUUGGCUGUUUUCUCUGAGGUUGCUUCUGCGAUGUUUGCGGAGGUUAUGCAAGGGAAACCGGAGUUUACUGAUCAUCUUACGCAUAAACUUAAGCACCAUCCUGGUCAGAUCGAAGCUGCCGCGAUCAUGGAGCAUAUCUUAGACGGGAGCUCUUAUGUCAAAGAAGCUCAACAACUCCACAAAAUUGAUCCGCUUCAGAAACCUAAACAAGAUCGUUAUGCUCUGCGUACGUCGCCGCAGUGGCUUGGACCGCAGAUUGAGGUGAUCAGAAUGGCGACUAAAAUGAUCGAACGGGAGAUAAACUCUGUCAAUGAUAACCCUUUGAUCGAUGUUUCGCGGAACAAAGCUAUUCACGGUGGAAAUUUCCAGGGGACACCGAUUGGUGUCUCCAUGGACAACACUCGUCUAGCCAUCGGUUCAAUCGGUAAACUAAUGUUUGCGCAAUUCACUGAACUUGUCAAUGAUUUCUACAACAACGGUUUACCCUCUAACCUAUCCGGCGGGAGAAACCCUAGUCUCGAUUACGGGUUAAAAGGUGGAGAAGUCGCCAUGGCUUCUUAUUGCUCCGAGCUCCAGUUCUUAUCUAAUCCUGUGACAAACCAUGUUGAGAGUGCUUCGCACCACAAUCAAGAUGUUAACUCCCUUGGUCUGAUCUCAAGCCGCAAGACCGCGGAAUCUAUGAAAAUCCUCAAGCUCAUGUCAACGACUUACUUGGUAGCUUUGUGCCAAGCCAUUGAUCUGAGACAUCUUGAAGAAAAUUUUAAAAAUGCGGUUAAGGCAGUUGUGAGCGAGACCGCCAAGCGGGUACUAGCCGUCGAACCAGUCAACAUCAUUCGAGUUGUCGACCGCGAGUAUGUCUUCUCAUAUGUUGAUGAUCCAAGUAGCCUCACUAACCCUCUAAUGCAAAAGCUUAGACACUUCCUUAUGGACCACGCUUUAGCUGAACCGGAACGUGAGAGUGAGGCGGUCUUUCGGAAAAUUGGAGCGUUCGAGGCCGAGCUGAAGUCUCUCCUCCCUAAAGAAGUGGAACGAGUCCGGACCGAAUACGAGAACGGUACGUCUGAUGUGGCUAACCGAAUCAAGGAGUGUCGGUCGUACCCGUUGUACCGGUUUGUGAGAGACGAGCUCGAGACAAGGUUGCUAACCGGAGAGAAUGUCCGGUCACCGGGAGAGGAUUUCGACAUAGUUUACGCGGCAAUCUCUCAAGGAAAACUCAUUGAUCCUCUGUUUGAAUGUCUCAAAGAGUGGAAUGGAGCUCCGAUUCCAAUCUGCUAA